Gadus chalcogrammus (walleye pollock) is the source of this 2625-nucleotide messenger RNA. It is a transcript of the gene adgrg1, whose product is annotated as adhesion G protein-coupled receptor G1. Gene Ontology annotation, cellular component: membrane. Lineage: Eukaryota; Metazoa; Chordata; Actinopteri; Gadiformes; Gadidae. Gene Ontology annotation, molecular function: G protein-coupled receptor activity. Gene Ontology annotation, biological process: cell surface receptor signaling pathway; adenylate cyclase-activating G protein-coupled receptor signaling pathway. The transcript has 15 exons. The record is from RefSeq and is a predicted model, not a curated record. Bases 523 to 2622 code for a protein of 699 amino acids.
UCCCCCACUUUCUAUUCGACAGAUCACCCUGCUGUCACCAGUCCGUCUUUAUCAUUCGCACCUUACUCCCGUUGACAGCUUUUCCCAAAGGACCGGCUUCGCUUUUUUUUUGUCUUCUGGUGGAAUACUCGUCGCUUGGCACUGAUCCCCACCACGGCUGUUGUUCCAUGAUUUUAUUACACACGGGAGCCGGGGCGUUAUGUUUCUUUGACUGCUUUUAGUGUCUUCGUCUUUUGGUGCGCGGAAAGUCUUGCAUUUGGUGUGGGUAUUUUUCUUGUCCCGCACGGCUCAGCUCAGCAAAGCCCGCUGAGGGAUCGCGCUCGGAGGGCUGGAGUGGGCCACCCUACUAUCCUGCCACAUCUUCAAGGGUUAAAUUCACGAUUGUUGGUGAAACUUUACGCAGCUCGGAUCAAGCUUACCGCUGGAUCUCGACAUCACCAAACACACCUUUUGGAAAAGACAAACGACCACUGACUGAUUACUUCUAACAUAAGGGGCGACGGUUGGCUUCCUCUGGGUCUCAUGGAAACCAGGAUGACGGACAGGUCUCUGCUGACGUUGCUCCUGCUGCUGGUGGGCUGCUCAAUCGGCUCCCGCGCAGACGACAAGAACUUCAAGUUCUGUGGCAGCUGGCGCCACGGCAACAACACCCACACACUGAACUACGACCUCUCGCCCGGCUGUAAGAACAUCGCCGUGUCGGCCAAUGACAGUUCACUGUCGGUGGUCGGACAGAUCACCUCUCAGUGCACCAAGUCCGGGUCCAAGUCCUUGAAGAUUGACUCGGUAGCUCUGUGGACCGAAUUCUGUGUGCACUGGGAACCUCUGAAGGACCACCUCUGGCUGGAGCUUCCCGAGCAGAAGCCGCACAAGCAGAAAGUCACCCUAUGCGAGCCCUCGUGCACGCAGACCUGCUCGUGCCUAGAUCUGUCGCCUGAGGGAGCGAACCGGCCAGGCGGAGUGUACGGCAUCGCCAACGGCUCCGUCCGAGGAGACAGUCCCGUGGAUAAAGUGCUCACAGCCUACGUCUUCUUGGGAGAACCCAUCAACUGCACAGGAGAGGAGCCCUGUGACAACGCCAGCCAGAGAUCCAACCAAGUGAAGAUCACCAAGGGGAUCGAGAUGGGCUCUCAUGUGGUGGGUAAUGUGGACCUGCCGAAAACCAACGCCACCGUGGUGGAGAUGAAGGAGAACUUCCAGGGCUUUGACUUCAAGGCCCCCGCCCCCGACGGUGCGGACCCAGAGACGCUCCCCUCCAUCCACCUCCCCGCCUCUCUGAAACCAGCCUCCGGGAAGACAGCCAAGCUGGUGUGCACCUUCUUCAGAAACAAGACUCUGUUCCAGGAGCCGAAGAGGGAUGUGAAAAUACUGGAGGAUGUGGUGGGAAUUACCGUUGAGAAUGAAGUCAUCGCUAAUCUGAGCGAACGCAUCAGGAUUGGUUUCCACCACGAAGACUUAAAUAAAACCCAUUCACGAAAAUGUGUCUCGUGGGACACCAAGACAGAUCCACAGAAGGUCAACUGGAAGGAGGAUGGAUGUGUUACAGUACACAUGGGAGCCAAGAAAACAGAGUGCCAAUGCAACCAUCUGACAUACUUCACCAUAAUGGUGCGACUGGAGAGUCGAACUGUGCCCCACCUGCUGGCCCUGACAGUCAUUACAUCCUUGGGCAACGCCGUGUCCACCAUCAGCUGUGUUGCCCUCAUCAUCUUCCUCUGCAACAAACGGAGAGCGAAGGAGCAGUCUUCCCCGGUCCACCUGGGUUUAGCCGUGUCGCUCUUCCUCCUCAACCUGCUCUUCUUCUUCACGGGGACUCUGGCCAACGUGGGAGGGGAGGGGCUCUGCCGCUGGGUGGGGCCGGGGCUCCACUAUGCCCUGCUCAGCUCCUUCACCUGGAUGGCCAUAGAGGUGUUCUACACCUUCUGGAUGGUCUACAUGGUGUUUAGCCCCUCCCCCACGGCCUACUUCUGGUACCUGAUAGGCUUUGCUCUACCAGCUCUUCCAGUCCUCAUCCUUGUAGCCAUAGGAAACAUUUACGGUAUAAUGGAGGUGGUGCCCAGCGAUGAUCCCUCCAACCCCUACUUGAUGUGUUGGAUGAGGAACACCCCACAGGCCCUGCUGGCCCACUACCUGAUCAACAUCAGCAUGCUGGUGGGCCUGGUGUCCUCAGGCCUGCUCAUGCUCUUCCUGGUCUACUGGAAGAUCCGCACCCGGAACGAGUGGAGGCACAAGAAAGUGGCCUUCCUCAGCAUCUGGGGGCUCAGCUGUCUUUUCGGGACCACCUGGGGCCUGGGCUUCCUGGACUUUGGACCCCUCAGUACCUUCGUCCUCUUCCUGUCCUGCAUCCUCAACUCGUUUCAAGGGUUCUUCCUGAUGCUGCGCUUCUACGUGCUGGGCUGGGUGAAGAGGCGUGAAGAGGGAGACUCGACCCUGGGAAGUAGCAGCCUGACCGGCUCUGCCAGGCAGCAGAUGCUACAAGUCCAGGAGAACAGUAGCAAGAGAAGCCAGAGGCCUCACCACUUCACUGGAGACGAAAGGACAAAUAGGGGACAAGACCUGUGGUUCAACGACGCAUGGGCCUUUGUAUCGCCGUGCAUGUCAAUGUGGUUAGAGGUGGUAUAAAAA